Dunckerocampus dactyliophorus (ringed pipefish) is the source of this 4094-nucleotide messenger RNA. RefSeq names its product ATPase 13A1 (gene atp13a1). Lineage: Eukaryota; Metazoa; Chordata; Actinopteri; Syngnathiformes; Syngnathidae. Gene Ontology annotation, cellular component: endoplasmic reticulum membrane. Gene Ontology annotation, molecular function: ATP hydrolysis activity; P-type ion transporter activity; membrane protein dislocase activity. Gene Ontology annotation, biological process: extraction of mislocalized protein from ER membrane; intracellular calcium ion homeostasis. The transcript has 24 exons. The record is from RefSeq and is a predicted model, not a curated record. The coding region runs from base 150 to 3725 and encodes 1191 amino acids.
AAGUCGCAGUUGGUGGACGAAGGAUUCGGCUGAAGUGUUCUGUCCGUUGGACUCGGCAACGUUCUGCGGGUAAAAACUGCAUUUUUACGGUUCUAGCACGACGGCGCGGCGGUGGAUGAUAGAGGGGGACCAGGGGUGAGCAGAGCGCGAUGAACCACGCCAAAUUAGCUGGCGAUAUGACGGCGGAUGGCGAUCUACAAAUGGCCCCCUCAGUGAGCUACAAUCAGCAUGACAAUGGCACCGGUGACGAGCUGGUGAGCUCGGUGACGCUCUACAGGCGAAGGCCCCGGCUUUUACACGGUACCAUCCUCCCGUUCCUUACGGUUCUCUACCCGGGAUGGAUGUACGUGUGGCUGGGAGUGUACGGUGCCUCGGAGUAUCCGGAGGCAGGCCUCUUGGCGCUGGCUGCCAUCGGGAUCACGCACGUCCUCACAGCGUUGUCUGGUUAUUGGUCCGUGCACGCCCACUGUUGGCUCACUUGUUCCAAGGAAGCAGACCCAAACAAGGCCACUCUGGCUAAGGUCAUCCCCACCCCAAAUAACGGUUCAGCUGAGCUUGUGGCACUGCAGAGGGACCAGGAUGACAAUGGGGAAGCUGUUCUGUCUUUUGAGUUCCAGAAAAUCCGCUACACCUUUGACCAUAAAGAAAAGAAACGCUUCUUCCCCAUUGCCUUCCCCAUCAGCCACCCGAUGGGCUACUUUCAGUCGUGGCGAGGCUACCAGGAGGAAGUGGAACUCAAGGCUGCGGAAAAGCGCUAUGGCACCAACCAUGCCGAGAUGGUGGUUCCCGAUUUCCUGGAGCUGUUUAGGGAAAGGGCUACUGCACCCUUUUUUGUCUUCCAGGUGUUCUGUGUGGGGUUGUGGUGUUUGGACGAGUACUGGUACUACAGUGUUUUUACGCUUUUUAUGCUGGUGGCCUUCGAAGCUUCCCUGGUCCAGCAGCAAAUGAGAAAUAUGUCUGAGAUCCGCCGCAUGGGGAACAAGCCCUACAUGAUUCAGGUUUAUCGCAACCGCAAGUGGAGACCCAUAUCAAGCGACGAGCUCGUCCCUGGUGACAUUGUCUCGAUUGGACGGUCCCCCCAGGACAACCUGGUGCCGUGUGACGUGCUACUACUCCGGGGUCGCUGCAUCGUUGAUGAGGCCAUGCUGACAGGGGAGUCUGUACCUCAGAUGAAGGAACCUGUGGAGGACUUGGAUGCGGAACAAAUCCUUGACCUUCAGACAGAUUCUCGCCUCCAUGUCAUCUCUGGUGGGACCAAAGUGGUCCAGCAUAGCCCCCCUUUAAAGGCCAGUGCUGGACUCAAACCUGUUGACAAUGGUUGUGUGGCCUAUGUCCUGAGAACGGGAUUUUACACCUCUCAGGGCAAACUUUUACGCACCAUCCUGUUUGGCGUGAAGAGGGUGACCGCGAACAACCUGGAGACAUUCAUCUUCAUCCUCUUCCUCCUCGUAUUUGCCAUUGCCGCUGCCGCCUACGUGUGGGUGGAAGGGACCAAGGACAUCAGCAGGAAUCGCUACAAGCUCUUCCUAGAGUGCACCUUAAUCCUCACCUCAGUGGUCCCACCUGAACUCCCCAUUGAGCUUUCCCUGGCUGUUAACACAUCUCUUAUCGCCCUGGCCAAACUGUAUGUGUUCUGCACUGAGCCCUUCAGGAUUCCAUUCGCUGGGAAAGUGGAGGUGUGUUGUUUCGACAAAACGGGAACGCUGACAAGCGACAGUCUAGUGGUGCGAGGAGUCGCGGGCCUCAGGGAGGGGAAGGAGGUGAUGCCUGUGUCAGAGAUACCAGUCGAGACACAUCGGGUGGUAGCCACCUGCCACUCACUCGUCACUCUUGAUGAUGGACAGCUGGUUGGAGAUCCACUGGAAAAAGCUAUGCUUACUGCUGCUGAUUGGACCCUCACCAAAGAUGAAAAGGUUUUCCCGCGUAGUAUCAAAACCCAGGGCCUCAAGAUCCAUCAGCGCUUUCACUUUGCCAGCGCUCUGAAGAGGAUGUCAGUUCUGGCUUCCUAUGAGAAACUGGGAUCCACGGAACUAUGCUACAUCUCAGCUGUUAAAGGGGCUCCGGAGACACUCAGAGCCAUGUUUUCAGAGCGUCCAGAGAAUUAUGACGAAGUACACAAAGAAAUAUCUAGAGAAGGGGCGAGAGUGCUGGCCUUGGGUUAUAAAGAGAUGGGACACCUAAGUCAUCAGCAGGUGCGGGAGAUGAGUCGAAAUUCCCUGGAAUGUGAUUUGACCUUUGCGGGUUUCAUGGUCGUGUAUUGCCCCCUCAAAAGUGACAGCAAGGCGGUCAUCAGAGAGAUCCAGGAAGCCUCUCAUCAUGUGGUGAUGAUCACAGGUGACAACCCCUUAACGGCGUGCCAUGUCGCCAGAGAGCUCCACUUCAUCGAAAAGGAACACACGCUUAUAUUGCAACCAGGUCCCGAUCAUGGCAGCUGGCAGUGGGAGUCAAUCGACAACAGCGUGCAUGUACCCCUGCCGCCUCCUUCUGUCUCUUCAUUUGUUCGCCAGUACGACCUAUGCGUCACUGGUGAGGGUCUGGCCAGACUGUGCUGCGACCCCCAGCUGCUGCACACCCUCUUGCCUCACAUAGGAGUCUUUGCAAGAGUCAGCCCCAAACAAAAGGAAUUUGUUAUCACGAGUCUCAAGGGGCUGGGUUAUGUCACACUGAUGUGCGGCGAUGGCACAAAUGAUGUCGGUGCUCUCAAACAUGCCCACAUAGGUGUUGCCCUGUUGGCCAACGCCCCCGAGCGCAUGCCUGAAAAAAAGAAACGCGGGAGAGACAAGGAGGCACCCGUUGCAGAAUCCCGACCAUCGCUGCCUGUUAACUCGGGCGGCAAACUGAGCUCCAGGGGGGCCAGACAGAGGGUGAUGGCCCAAAGAGAGGAGCAACUCGCUGCACAAAAGGAGAGAAUAAGUCAAGUCUUGCGGGAACUGGAAGAAGAUCAGGUGCAAAUAGUCAAACUGGGUGACGCCUCCAUCGCCGCCCCCUUCACCUCUAAGCUUUCCUCCAUACAGUGCAUCUGUCAUGUGAUAAAGCAAGGACGUUGCACUCUGGUAACAACACUACAGAUGUUCAAAAUACUUGCUCUCAAUGCCUUGGUGCUCGCAUACAGCCAGUCGGUGCUCUACCUCGAAGGGGUCAAAUUCAGCGAUUUCCAAGCAACCCUGCAGGGUCUGCUGUUGGCCGGAUGCUUCCUCUUCAUCUCUCGGUCAAAGCCACUUAAAACAUUGUCCCGGGAGCGGCCCUUACCAAACAUCUUCAAUCUUUAUACUGUGUUGACGGUGCUCCUGCAGUUUGCAGUCCACUUCUGUAGUCUGGUCUUUCUGUACAGAGAGGCGCAGAGCAGAAGUCCGCCGAGAGAGGAGCAAUUUGUGGACCUGUACAAAGAGUUUGAACCCAGUCUAAUCAACAGUACCGUCUAUAUCAUGUCCAUGGCUAUGCAGAUGGCCACAUUUGCCAUUAACUACAAGGGUCACCCUUUCAUGGAGUCACUCAGUGAGAACAGACCACUACUAUGGAGCAUCGCUCUGUCAGGCUUGGCAAUUGUAGGACUCCUCACUGGUUCCUCACCCGAAUUUAAUGAACAGUUUGCCCUCGUAGAUAUUCCAACUGAGUUCAAAAUGAUCAUUGCCCAGGUUCUGGUGGUGGACUUUGCAGCCGCCCUAUUAGUGGACCGCGUCCUGCAGUUCCUGCUAGGCAAAGGAACUCUGAGGGUGCCUUCUUGAACUCUCCUUGCCAUCAGCACCUGCUGCCCUUACCUAUUCGAAAGGGAGAAAAGACUAUGGAAAGGAAGAGGAAUGAUGCUGAGAUGGUCAUGGCGUGCAGUACUGUACACUCCCCUCCUUCGGUCUACAUUGUGACUGUAUUACCAUCAGCCUCCCUAAACUUGAUCUGUCCCUCCCCAUGAUCACACAAGGCCACGAAGACAACAGUAUUGAGUGCAAGACUGUGCCAGCAGAGUGACGCAUACAGGCACACAAGAGGGGCAUUCUCCAAGAGAAUUAACGAGUGUUUUGAUUUUUUUUUUUUUGUUUACUCUCCUUGAUUUUGUAAAAAGACAUCUCUAACAGACUUAUAAAAAGACUUACAAAGUA